This is a messenger RNA of Erythranthe guttata (spotted monkey flower), 1779 nucleotides long. It is a transcript of the gene RIC7, whose product is annotated as ROP-interactive CRIB motif-containing protein 7. Gene Ontology annotation, molecular function: protein binding. The record is from RefSeq and is a predicted model, not a curated record. NCBI's taxonomy places the organism in Eukaryota, Viridiplantae, Streptophyta, Magnoliopsida, Lamiales, Phrymaceae.
UGAGAGACUACAAGGACAAAGUGGUAAUUUCACAAGUGUUCGGCAAAACAGUCAAGCAAAUCUCUGCAGACAGACAACAUUGUCCUUUUUGAUAUCUUCCUUUUCAUCUUUCAAGACAAACAUACUUCUUCCCCCCACCCCCCGCCACUAUAUAUAUAACCCCUCUCUCAUUAUCUCUUUCUCUCACUAAAUCAUUACACCAACACUUUCUCUCUCUUCACAAUUCUCUCCAAUGGCACAGUUUCUUACUCUCUCUCUAAUCUUCGUCUUGUUCUCCAUGGUUUCAAGUUUCGGUUCCGUCGUCGUGUCUCAGUCUCUGCCGCCGCCGCUCGACCCGGCGGAGCAGGAGUCCGUCUACCGGAUUCUCGAGUCCGUUAACUCCGAUAUCCAGUGGCGGUCCCUCUUCCCCGACGACCUCUGCUCCUCCGCCCCUCACGGCGUCGUCUGCGACUACUUCUCCGAUUCCGACGCGGCGGCGUCGGACUCCUCCGCCGCCACCCCACACGUGACGGAGCUCAGCUUCGGGUACGUCUCCGACUACUCACCCAACCCGCCUUGCGAUUCGAACUCAACGCUCGACCCGCUUCUACUCGCGCCGCUCUCCCACCUAAAGAAGCUCUUCUUCUACAAAUGCUUCACCCAGACUGAAACCCCGUUUCCCGAUUUCUCGCCGUUAUCGUCGCCGUCGACGACCCAGAACAACCGCUCUUCUUCUUCUUCUUCCUUGGAAGAACUGGUUUUCAUCGAAAACCCAGCUCUAGUCGGUUCUCUGGACGGAAAAAUCAGCAACCUCAGAAGACUCCGGCGGCUGGUUCUGACCGGAAGCGGUGUUUCCGGCAACUUCUCAGAUGGGUUCGCUGGCUUCGCAAAUCUAGAGCAGCUGACACUCUCAAGAAACAAAUUCCAGGGAGAGAUUCCCACGUCCGCUUUUCAAACCCUGAACAAACUGAAGGUUCUCGAUCUGAGCGAAAACGGGUUCCGGGGGAAUAUUCCGGCGUCCAUCGGAAACCUGACGGAGCUGCUGAAGAUCGACCUGAGCUCCAACGAAUUCUCCGGCAGAAUACCAGAAAUCCUGAAAGGUUUGCAUAAUCUCGAGUUUCUGGAUUUGAGUUACAACCGUUUCGGCAAUUACGGGCUGCCGUUGUUCUUGCCGGAGAUGACCGGUUUAAGGGAGGUGUAUUUGAGUGGGAACUUACUCGGAGGGCAGAUCCCGGAAAUAUGGGGGAACAUGAGGGGCAUAAAGGGAAUUGGCCUUUCCGGCGUGGGACUUGUUGGUAAUAUUCCGAAAUCAAUGGGGGCAAAUUUGAGAAACAUUUGCUACUUAGGGCUUGACAACAAUAUGCUAGAAGGUUCCGUGCCGGAUGAAUUUGGGGAUUUGGAGAUGGUGAGUGAGUUGAAUUUGGGGAGGAAUAAUUUGAGCGGUAGGGUUCCAUUUUCUGCAGGGUUUGUGGCAAAGUUGGGGAAUAAGUUGAAGUUGGAGGGCAAUUCGGACCUUUGCAUUGACGAGGGUUUGAAGCUGUCUGCAAAAGUCAGUGUUAGUAGUAGUAGUAGCCUGGGAGAGCUGAAAGUGUGCAGACAAACAUAUAUUCACGAAACUGCCAUUGUCAAUUCUUCUCCUCCCCAGUUUUUACCUUCUUUGUCAUUUAUUUUUUUGCUGUUUUUGUGUUUUGUAUGAGAGCUUUUUGACUGGAGAAAAUAUAUAAUUAAUACCUUUGAGAUGUACAAAUUAAAAAAACCCGGAGAGGGCUUUUAUGUAAUUAGAGCCUUUUUGAUUUAAUU